Molecule: messenger RNA, 1929 nt
Organism: Girardinichthys multiradiatus
Lineage: Eukaryota; Metazoa; Chordata; Actinopteri; Cyprinodontiformes; Goodeidae
Gene: ubtd2
Product: ubiquitin domain containing 2
Exons: 3
Coding region: 312-1130 (272 amino acids)
Molecular function (GO): protein binding
Source: RefSeq, a predicted model, not a curated record
AGUCUCCUCCUGCCUCUCUUCAUUUUUUCCUCCUUCAUUCCUCUCUCAGUCACCUUGUAACCAUGUGAACCCUCUUUUACUUACUGCUGGGAUGAAGCAGCAGAGGAAGACUGCGCAGUUGCUGAGAGAAAGAAAGAGGAAAGAAGGAAAGGGUGGAUAGAGCAGGACAUAGUCAAGAAAGAGAAGACGGGAACGGGGGAAGCUAAGAAAACAGCAGAGAGAGAGACGGAGAGGAGGGGGUUGGUGGAUGUAGCUCUAGCUGUGGGCCGGGGGGUGAGCUACUUAACCCGGGCUGCUCCGCCGAAACAUCCAUGGGUGGCUGUGUCGGGAGCCACCACGACUCUUCGGGCAGCUUAAACGAGAACUCGGACGGCACUGGAGUGGCUCUGGGCCGUAACCAGCCCCUGAAGAGAGAGCGACCUAAAUGGAAAAGCGACUACCCGAUGACAGAGGGCCAGCUGCGCAGCAAGAGAGAUGAGUUCUGGGAUACGGCGCCAGCCUUUGAGGGCCGGAAGGAGAUCUGGGAUGCACUGCGUGCCGCCGCCAGCGCCUUCGAGAGCAACGACCACCUAUUGGCACAAGCCAUCCUCGAUGGGGCCAGCAUCACACUGCCGCAUGGCGCUCUGACCGAAUGUUAUGAUGAGCUGGGGAAUCGUUACCAGCUGCCCGUGUACUGCCUCUCUCCUCCUAUCAACAUGAUCGAAGAGCGCUCCGACGAGCCCGACGGAUCGGAUCCAGACUCCAUGACUGCAGACCCAUCCACAGGCAGCGGCAGCGACCCCAUUCCGGGGGGUGAGUGCCAGCUUCGGCUCCGGCUCUCCACGGGACGCGAUCUGCGGCUGGCGGUCCGUUCCACCGACACGGUGGGCAUGAUGAAGCGGCGUUUGCAAAGUCAGGAGGGUGUGCCUGCCGCAACCCAGCGCUGGUUUUUCUCAGGUCGGCCGCUCACAGACAGGCUACGCUUGGACCAGCUCAACAUCUCCAAGGACUACGUAGUUCAGGUGAUCCUAAGCCAGCGCCCUCCACCAGGGCCUGUGACACCACCCGGACACACAGCGGAGGCCUCUAUGCCAGCGGUAGUGGAAGGAGUGUCUGCUCAGCCUCAAGAGCCCACGCCAGUGGAGAAUUAAUUGAAGCCAGGCCCUGGUAGUGUAAACCAAGGAGGAUGACGAGGGACAAAGCUGAAUUAAAGGCAGUUUUUCUCCUCUUCUGUGCUCUUCAGUUGUUUUCGCUGAGAAGGGCUAUGUCCAGGCAGAGAGCAUAAAGACUCUUCUAUGGAGAAAAGACUCCUUAUUUUGGUUUAACACAUUGAAAUGUUGACCUUUUUUGAAGUCUUUUUAACUGUUCCUAUGGAAACCAAACUACAAAACAAGAACUUUGUGAGCUGGUUAAAGGGUUUGCUUUGCAGCUGAGAGGUCUGCUCACAAAGGGUCAGUGACAUGAACUCUGUUCUUCAGGUUACAGUGUUAGAACCUUUCCCAGAACUUAUCUCUUUAGUUCAGACAGCUAAGACAAAAGGAGACAAUUCAACAAUCAAAAGUUUUUUAAGCAUUUUAGCAACUAAUGGGGGUUACAUCUAAUCAUUUCAGCCAGGGUACAUGAUAAAAGUUUAGGAUCUUACAUUUGCUCAGAUAUUUUGUCUUUUUAUAUUGUAUUAAGCUAGCAGUCUGGAACUAUGGCUGGGCUGCUGCUGGAUUCCAUACUUCACUCUGAUUCACUGAACAAUCAAAUUAAUCAUUUAAAAAACCGUAAGUUGUUUCAUCUUUGGCUGUAAGUGUGUGUGUGUGUAAGAGAGAGAGAGAGAGCUCACACAACCAGGCAACAAACCACACCUAUUCACGAGGAAAUGGAUGAACCUCAUAAACACAGUCGCAUAUUUUGAAUAAAAAGAGAAUCUUUUUAAUAAAGAUUUGUCCGGUGUUUAUAUUC